AUUCACCUGGACAUUGGUGUUGUGAUUAUGUGUUGUGCGACGGGGUUGCAGACAGCUUGCGCCAGCUUAAAAGCGUCGGGUCCAACGCUUUGAAGAACAUGAAUUUUGUGUGUGUACCAUUCCAUCUAGAAAAUGUAACGUGUGCCAACAGACGUGUGAUAAAAUCAUGCGGUGUCUAACCCUAAUCGCUCCAGAGGCCUCAGCGUUUUGUAUAAGAACAGUACGGUGCUUGCCCAUACUGGAAAAGACGCUUUUUAUUGUGGUGAUGAGCCAAGGGCCGUGUUUUUGGUGCGGUUAGAGUUUUGAGUAGUAUCCUGUGCCAGAACCAUCGAUGACAAUGUCGAAGCCGCCGAGUGACAACGUUACCACCUACAAAUUGGUCGUGGUUGGUGACGGCGGGGUCGGCAAGUCGGCCCUGACCAUCCAGUUCUUUCAAAAACUUUUCGUCACGGACUACGACCCGACCAUUGAAGAUUCGUAUAUACAGCAUACUGAAAUUGAUGGCCAGUUGUGCAUUCUGGAUGUGUUGGACACAGCGGGCCAAGAGGAGUUCAGUGCAAUGCGGGAGCAGUACAUGCGCAAGGGGGAUGGCUUCCUGCUGGUGUACUCGGUGACAGACAAGCAGAGCUUUGACAACAUGUGCCACUUCCACACUCAAAUCCUGCGUGUCAAAGACCGUGAUUCAUAUCCCAUGCUGCUGGUGGCCAACAAGGUGGACCUGGUGCACCUACGACGAGUCUCCGAGGAACAAGGUCGAGAGCUUGCCCAACAGCUGAAGAUAAGCUACAUAGAGACAAGUGCCAAAGACCCGCCUCUUAACGUGGAUGCUGCAUUUCACGAAGUGGUGAGGAUAAUUAGAAAUCAACCGCCACAGCUCGACCAGAAGCGACGGAGAAAGUGGUGGAAGAACUCCCGCUGCACCCUGCUGUAACGAGCCUGCCGUGUGCCACUGGUGUGACCUUUCUUGAUUGACAGGAUGCAAUGUUUUUCUUUUUUUUUGUCUUGCAGGUCUUUUUGGGAUAGUAUGGUAUUUUAAACACCAGGUAAUUCAUUUGGCAGCUAAAGGAAAUCAAUUCAAAUGAGUUCAGGCAGCAUUAGGGUUAUCCUUGGCAUACAUCCCAAACGGUACUGCACUGUGAUCUUUUUUCUUUUUUUUUUUUAACCAUUGCAGCCACAGUCACACUUCAUGUGCAGCUGUUAAUGUGCCAGUGUUUGCCAGCACAGCCAUUUUCCUUAGCACUAUAUUUGCUUUAGGAGUGAAGCAAACCAACCAAAGAUCAGAACAGAACUCAGUGGCAGUUAUCAUGAUCAUUUUCAAAGCAUAAAGUGUUGUCAACAAGGCUUUGUACAUAAUGAGUGGCCAUAUUGAAAGAGCACAUCAAUGAACUUUAAAGCUACCCGUAUUGACUUUUGCCAUGUUUUGAUCUCUUCAUUCAAAUGUACUUUUUGUUUUCCACUAUGCCUGAUGUCAGGAGGCAAUUUAGCAGGAUUCGUGUGUGCUUCAUAUGAAAGCUUCAGCACAAGCAGGUGAUUGCAAGAGAAACACAUCCCCUUCAGGAGCUGUGUGCACAAUUGUGCA
Messenger RNA from Dermacentor silvarum, 1579 nucleotides. RefSeq names its product ras-related protein M-Ras-like. The record is from RefSeq and is a predicted model, not a curated record. The transcript is spliced from 4 exons. Lineage: Eukaryota; Metazoa; Arthropoda; Arachnida; Ixodida; Ixodidae. Bases 332 to 931 code for a protein of 199 amino acids. Gene Ontology annotation, molecular function: GTP binding; GTPase activity; GDP binding. Gene Ontology annotation, cellular component: plasma membrane. Gene Ontology annotation, biological process: signal transduction.